CUUGCCAUUUCCGCCUUGAAACGAACAUGUCGCCACGAAAGGAUAAGCGAGAUUUAAGCUAUUGGCUAAAGCAGGCCGCCACUUUGCCCGAUUACGUGCCGCCGGAGCAGCAGGAAGAGGAGCGGAAGAAGCUCCAUCAUCCCGCCUCGAUCCUGUGGUCGCCGCAAACGAAGAAGAAGAACGAAAGUAGUUUUCGCGAAUACCUGUGCUUUGCGGCCAGGUGUUACAGUAUCGAGGAGGAGCAGGCCCUGUUCAUCCUGCGACGUCAGGGCUUCGAUAUACCCUUGGCCCGUCGACGUCUAGAAAAGGUCGAGACCGCUCGCGGAUGUCGCUUUCAUCGUUGGAAAGCCCAGGACCUCAUCCGACUUGCGAAAGCCUUCGAAAAAUACGGCACCAACUUUGCGAAGAUCCAUAAGCAGUUGCCCCACCUUCCGAAGGCCGAUGUACGUCUGUAUUUUUACUACAUGUUCCCGGAGGGUUAACUUCCAGGUUAAAGUCAGACGAGUACUUUAGCUUGAUUUCAACAACUUAGAAUGCCUCAAAUGUUAUCUGUUGUUAAAAAACUGGCAUAAGUAUUUAAACUUGGACAUUGUUAAAUGAAUAAUAAGUAAGAUCGCCUGAUUCCAAAAUAUUGUAAUCCUACAUUGAUAAAUCGAAUUUGUCCUCCGAGAAUUGACAAGUAUACCUCAA
Messenger RNA from Drosophila suzukii, 690 nucleotides. RefSeq names its product REST corepressor rcor-1. Gene Ontology annotation, cellular component: transcription regulator complex; histone deacetylase complex. NCBI's taxonomy places the organism in Eukaryota, Metazoa, Arthropoda, Insecta, Diptera, Drosophilidae. The record is from RefSeq and is a predicted model, not a curated record. Gene Ontology annotation, molecular function: transcription corepressor activity. Gene Ontology annotation, biological process: negative regulation of DNA-templated transcription; regulation of transcription by RNA polymerase II.